UAUAUAUAUUUUUAAGUAAAUAGUAAUACUUAUUAGAACACAUACGAAAAUAGUAAUACUUAUUGAACUUAUAUUUGAUUUUCAUAAUCUUGGAAACUAGUUUCUUAAGACCUACCAAACCCUAAUUUCUAAUUUCUAAAAAAUUUAAACAUGUCAUGAGUAAAAUUCAUAGGAGUUUUAAAUUCUCAAGCAUUAAAAUUCUUACCAACCGAACAUACCGUAAGAGAAGUCACAAUAUGAGAGAAUAUGAAGAACACCAAAAUUGAGUUAGUGUAUUGCAUACAUUUACAUUCAAAUUUAAUUAUUAGACUCAAAAUGUAUAUGACUCAUUAAAGGAAAAUUUAUUGAGAGAUGCUUAAACUCUUAACUUCUCUCAAGAAAUUGAUUCUUAAAGAAUCAGAGAGAGGCCGGUCAGUCUAAACACGGUGAUGGACAUUCGAUUUUCAUUCAAAAUUGGCUUGCUCUCCCUUUCUAAAUUAGGGUGGCAAUUCGUGCUAUAGGUCAGAUUUGCGUUGUAACGAAGUAUGAGUAUUUAAUUAUAAGGAAAAGUUAACGACUGCCUUAAGGGUUGUUGUCUUAAACCCUUGUUUUGGUUUAUUUGUUUGUUUUUUCCUUCGUGCUUAAACAAAUGUGGUGGGUAAUUCAAACCUAAUUCUCUAAUUGGAGUAACAAAACUCUUAAAAUUUGAAGUUAGUUUUAUUCUUAGGGCUAGAAGGAUGAGCAACUGACCACCAGGAAAACUAAGGAAAGGCAGCAAUGUGGCCGUGCUUUUGGAAUGCAAUCUUAGUGACUAGGGAUUAGAAUUUAUAAACCAAAAUCUUGUUAUUCUCUUUGUUUAUUUGCAGAUUUUUCGAAGUCUCCAGCAAUUUCUUCGUCAUACCUUCGUGAGGCUAUUUCUUUGUCAAACCAGUUGCAGGAAAUAGACAUCGAGAAGUUAAAGAAAUUAAAGGAAACAUUUCAAGGGAUGGAGGACCAUGGCAUACAUAUAUCGAUGGCUGUUCAUUUAUAUGAAGCAGUAGAAAAUGAUAACGUUGUCGGUUUCAUUUCUAACUUGGAACAAGUUGAACAAGUGACUGCAUCAGGGAAUUCAGUGCUUCACAAGGCAGCAAGUUUUGGAAGCAAAAAUAUAGCUAAGUUCAUCAUUGAUAAAUUCCCCUUCUUUCUUACCAGGAGAAAUGUUUUAGGUGAUACUGCACUUCACGUUGCAAUCAAAGCUAGAAAAUACGACGUAAUGGAAGUCCUCGUUGAUACUAAUGUUAAUGACCGUGAACAGUUAUUAGAAAUGAAGAACAACGUUGGAAACACUGCCCUGCAUGAAGCUGUCAUAGUUCAGUGUUCUCUUGAAGUCGUGAAAUAUUUAUUUUCGCGUCAUAAAGAAGCGUCGUACUAUUUGAAUGACGGAGGUGAAUCUCCAUUAUGUCUAGCCAUUGAAACUGAAAGUAUAGAAAUUCUUGAACUUUUGUUAGAAGCUCCAUAUGAAAAUGGCAGGCUGAUGGAAAGGCCUCGGAUAGAGUCACCUGUUCAUGUUGCCAUCUUCAAGAAAAGACGAGAUAUGUUGGAAAUAAUAUUCGAGAAGAAUAAACAACUAUUCCACAUAAGAGAUGAAAAGGGGAAGACGCCAUUGCAUUAUGCAGCAUCCAAAGGUUACAUUGAUGGCGUUCGAUUCCUGUUAAUAACAGAAUUUAAACAUGAUGCCUUUGGAAGGAGUAACAAUGGUGACUUUCCUAUUCAUGCUGCGUGCAAAAGAGGACAUACAAAAGUAGUCAAAGAGUUUCUUCAACAACAGUGGCUCUAUCCAACAGAAUUACUCAACAAAAAGAGCCAGAAUGUUCUUCAUGUUGCUGCUGAGUAUGGAAAAAACGAUGUGGUAAAAGCCAUACUGAGUGACUCAAAACUUGAGGAGCUUAUAAAUGCAGUAGACGAGAAUGGAAACACUGCUUUGCAUUUGGCGUCACUAUACUUUCAUUCUAACGUUUUAUGUUCUCUCACGUGGAAUAAGAGAGUUGAUUUAAAACGCAGAAACAAGGAAGGCCUGACUGCUAUUGAUAUUGCAUCAAGAAUUCGAAACAAUUUGAAAUCUAGGCAGGAAUUAACACUUUGGGUCUUAAGUUCAGCUGGCACACCCUACAGUGAAAAGGGAAGGAAGUUUAGCUUGAAACGAGAAAGAGAACCACCAAAAUUGGAGCAAGUUCAGAACCUGAUCAACGUAAUUUUGGUGAUAGCAGUGCUAGUGGCCACCGUGACCUUUUCUGCUGCCUUAACUGUACCGGGUCGUUUCAACCGCUCUGAUGCGGGACAUAGAAAGGCUUUCCAGGUUUUCAUUAUCUGUGAUUCCAUAGCUAUGUAUUACUCCAUGACAGGGGCUUUCGUCCUCAUAUGGGCAUUAGUAGCCAGUGACAUGGAAAAGUUUGCCAUUAAUAACGCUUUAUAUCUACUGGUAGUGGCUAUUUUCACGAUGUCCAUGGCAUUCAUGGCCGUUGUAUACAUAGCCCUGAGCAAUAUUCCUUGGAUUUCGUAUGUUCUUUUGGUUGGGGGAAUCUACUACCUUCUCAGUUUCAGUUUCAUUUUCACUGCGUUGAUUUUCCCAAAAAUUAGAAAUUCCAAUCCUAUUGUACAUUUCAUUAGUCACUAUAGCGUUCCAUCCAUACUUUUAUGCGUCAAAAUUUGGGAACGAGUCCCUUUAAUGUCCAACUGAUGCUUUUAUUAGGCCAACGUUGGGAACAAGCAGAUGAUAGCAAAGCAAGAGUCUCAGCCAGAGAGAGAAGAUUUGCAGGAGGAAGGCCACAUAAAGGAGGACUAGUUCAUUUCAAAUAUACAUAAUGCUCGUAAAUAUUGUGAUCAAUCUCAAGCCACUUCUCAAAUAAUAAAAGUUUCUGGGACUUCUCAAUAUGGAAGGGUUGUGAUUGUAAUAAGAUGUUUGGACAUUAACAAGCAUCAUAUUCUAUGGAUUGUAAUAUUUUAGAUGUUUGGACUUUACCAAGCACCAUUUCCUAUAGUAGAAGGUAUCUGUAUAAUAAAAUGUAAAUGAGUGGACUAGGUUAUAUAACACACAACACUCUUAUAAGUUAUCAUAGUUUUUUAGUGAAGUUUAUGGUGUGUUUUUCUAUUUA
This is a messenger RNA of Quercus robur (English oak), 3110 nucleotides long. Its product is annotated as protein ACCELERATED CELL DEATH 6-like. The transcript has 3 exons. The record is from RefSeq and is a predicted model, not a curated record. Gene Ontology annotation, molecular function: protein binding. NCBI's taxonomy places the organism in Eukaryota, Viridiplantae, Streptophyta, Magnoliopsida, Fagales, Fagaceae. The coding region runs from base 965 to 2695 and encodes 576 amino acids.